UGCAAUUUAUCAUGUGUUGAAAAUUAUCGCGUUUUAGCACAUGCAGCAGGCGAGGUUCCUUCCAUCUGGUCUCAGGAAGUUCUUACAAAUCUGACAAAAUGAGUAGACCACGGAACGAAUAUGAUUAUGGGGAUGAUGAUUAUGAGUACCAAGGGGAUGGCCACGAAAUGCACACUGGUGACCCGCGCAGAGACCUAGCCUACGAGCAGUCGCACACCUACUCUGGCAGCUCUUACAUCCUCCCUGAUGAGAUCAAGAGCUUCUUGCAGUUCUUCCAGCGAAGUAUCAAUGACAACCAGCUCUUUGAGAUUGGCCACAGCUAUGAGAGAGAAUUCAACAAGCUGACCGAGCGAUUUUUCAAGAAUGCACCGUGGCCCGAUGCAGAGAGUAUCCAAGCAGUGGUAGGAAAUGAUCCGGUGUUCAACAUAUUGUACAAGGAGUUGUACUACAGGCAUAUCUAUGCUAGAGUCCAGAACGGACCAUCGCAAGAGCAGCGUUUUGAGUCGUACUACAACUACUGUAACUUGUUCAACUUCAUCCUGAAUGCUGAUGGCCCUGUGCAUCUGGAGUUGCCUGAUCAAUGGCUGUGGGAUAUUAUUGAUGAGUUCAUCUAUCAGUUUCAAGAAUUCAGCAAGUAUCGCAGCAAGCUUCAAGGAAAGACUGAAGAAGAAAUCGCUAUCCUUAGUAAAAACCCAAAGAUCUGGAAUGUUCACAGCGUACUGAAUGUGCUACACUCUCUUGUGGAUAAAUCUAACAUCAACAAGCAGUUGGAAGUGUACGCCAGUGCUGGAGAUCCAGACAGUGUGGCUGGGGAGUUUGGCCGACACCCACUCUACAAGAUGUUGGGCUACUUCAGCCUUAUCGGACUCCUCCGUCUGCAUUCACUCCUUGGGGAUUACUACCAGGCCAUCAAAGUGCUGGAAAAUAUCGAGCUUAACAAACAAACCCUGUACUCCCGGGUACCAGCCUGUCAGGUGUCCACCUACUAUUAUGUGGGUUUUGCCUACCUGAUGAUGAGGAGGUAUCAGGAUGCCAUACGUAGCUUCACAAACAUCCUGCUGUACAUCCAACGCACUAACCGUAUGAUGCCACCAGGCUCAUACCAAGUGGAUCUGAUCAAGAAGAUCAAUGAUCAGAUCUACACAUUGCUUGGCAUUGCCCUGACCCUUCACCCGAUGCGCAUUGACGAGAGUGUCCACAUGCAGCUUAGAGAUAAGAUGGGAGAAAAGCUGACCAAAAUGCAGAGGGGAGAGAUGCAAGCAUUUGAAGAUCUGUUCACCUUCUCCUGUCCUCGCUUCUUGUCUCCUGUGCCACCAAACUACGAGGCCCAGCAGGGGAGCUUCCACAAUGAGCCGCUCAAGCUGCAGAUGAAGGUGUUCAGGGAAGAGAUUCAACAGCAGCUGGCAAUACCUACUAUUAGAAGUUUCUUGAAGCUGUACACCACCAUGCCGAUUUCUAAGCUCGCUGUGUUCCUUGACAUGACUGAAGACGAUUUCCGGACUCAUCUGUUAUGCUUUAAGCAUAAAAUGAAGAACCUAGUCUGGACUAAAGGUACUAGUGGUUUAGAAGGAGAGUUCCAAUCGGCAUCUGAGGUUGACUUCUACAUUGAUCAGGACAUGAUACAUAUAGCGGACACUAAGGUAGCCCGUCGCUAUGGAGAUUUCUUCAUUCGUCAGAUACACAAGUUUGAUGAGUUUAAUCGCUCCAUGAGGAAAUCUUCCUUGGACCACCAACCUCGUUGAGAUCCAUCAAACCAGCUGCAGAAGUCAACAUAAAAUAAAAACGUUUUGAAAGUCUUCAUACCCUCUCAUUUAUCUUUGCACAUCGAGCAUGAAUACAACAGUUUUCUUCUUACCGAACUUACAUUUAUAAAAUUGGCGUCUCAAUAAACUCUAAUACCAGGGGUUGAUUCCACAAAGAGUGAGGACUAGUCCUAACUUAGGACACGGACUAGUCAAAUGAGCGGAUAUGAAACGUACAAGGCUAGUCCUAAGUUAGGAACAGUUGACUUGUCCUAACUGGAAAUAAGACUAGUCCUUACUCUUUGUGAAAUCAACCUCUGAUUGUGUUGCUGGUUUUUUUUGCAAUGAAAUGCAUCCAAGUUCCUUUUCCAAAGCUAGUCUUAGGCUCUGACUCAAGCUAGAGGCUUCGUUAUCAAUUUUGAAGCAGUGCUUCAUGAGCAACACGAUCCAUCAAAGAGCCUUGGGAAAGGUGUAGAAAAGGCACAUUGGUUUGAGGAGUGAACUAGUUUGGCCUCUUUUUGGUGUAAAAACAAAAUGAGCAUUCAUUAAGCUAAACAUAAAGAUGGGUUGAGAAAUAUAUAUUUUGUUUUGGGGGUUGAGAAACAGUUCUACAAACUAAAGAACACAAAUCUGGAAGAAUUAAUAACGAUAUAUAUUAUAAUGGUCCAUCUUUUCUCUCAUGUUGAUUUAAAAGCUUUCAAAUUCUCCGGAAGAUUAUAUGAAAUAAUGAUGAAUUUGAUACUGGUCAUAAAGUUAUUUUUAAGCCAAGCCUCUGCAUUUCAUACAAAGGUUUUUCUGUUAAAGUUUAGGAGGUGUUUUUUUUCCAGCCAUGUUCAUAAAUGUGUCAAAACAGCUACAUGUGCAUGUACAACAAUUGGUGCCUGCCUAUAUAUAAGAAUUAGAAAUAAAACGUUUUUUGUUAGCUAAUGAUUUAAAACAAUCACAGGAAUUCAAGUCUCACACCAAACAACAACAGUUAUCGUCAAAUAAAAUACAAUAAAAACAAA
Asterias rubens (European starfish) is the source of this 2749-nucleotide messenger RNA. Its product is annotated as eukaryotic translation initiation factor 3 subunit L-like. Gene Ontology annotation, molecular function: protein binding; translation initiation factor activity. The coding region runs from base 99 to 1742 and encodes 547 amino acids. The record is from RefSeq and is a predicted model, not a curated record. Gene Ontology annotation, biological process: translational initiation. Gene Ontology annotation, cellular component: eukaryotic translation initiation factor 3 complex; cytoplasm. The transcript is spliced from 18 exons. NCBI's taxonomy places the organism in Eukaryota, Metazoa, Echinodermata, Asteroidea, Forcipulatida, Asteriidae.